CAGAAUCCUAUUGGAUAUUACAAUGCAAGUUCGACACUGCCGACGGAACCACGAUUCGACCAGAGUGGAAGCGCGGUCGUCUGUUCGAUAGAGACGUGUGCCAGUUGUUUUUGGAACGUGUCAAGAAUGCCGGAAAAGGAGUGGUUACUGAUAGAACGACGAAAGGAGGCCCGUAAGGAACGACCUGCGGCUCUGAACACCGUCGAACUGAUGAGAGUUGCAAGCAGUUCAUUCGGUAUUAGCCCCGCGUCAACAAUGAGUGUUGCUGAACAACUGUAUACUCAGGGAUUUAUUUCUUACCCCAGAACUGAGACCACUGCUUACCCUCCCAAUUUCGAUCUAGUAGGAACUCUGAAGCAACAGUCAAACAAUCCCAAAUGGGGAGACGUAGUGAAAAAGGUCUUGAAUGAUGGUAUUCGGAAACCUAAGGGUGGAGAAGACAAAGGCGAUCAUCCACCUAUUACACCGAUGAAGCCAAGCAAUGGACAGCUUUCUGGAGGUGAAAACUAG
This is a messenger RNA of Ostertagia ostertagi, 510 nucleotides long. The record is from the annotation of a GenBank genome assembly. NCBI's taxonomy places the organism in Eukaryota, Metazoa, Nematoda, Chromadorea, Rhabditida, Trichostrongylidae.